AUGCAUGGUGCCUUAUUCAUCGCCGAGAUACUUCAACACAUCUUUCACUGCUUCAGUGACGAGUUCUAUAGAAUAAGAGGUUCCAGUGGUAACGAGCGCACCCUCUCCACAUUGGCACGAACCUGCAAGACGUUUAAGGAGCCUGCUCUUGAUGCACUUUGGGAAAACAUCGCGAGCCUUGAUCCCUUCAUCAAGUGCCUGCCAUAUGAAGCGUGGAAAUUUAUCGAAGCAACUAGGCUGGAGUGGAACGGACAAACGAGGCACAUACCGACGUUCACCAGCCCUUUGACUGCGGGGGACCGGUUAAUCCUCAGAAAGUACACGCCUCGCGUGCGUCGCUUCCACAUGACGUUACUCGAUAGGUCUUAUUUGGAUGCACUGUUCGAGCUUAGCCUCGCGACGUCCGAUAGCCACCAUCUCUUUCCCAACCUAAAGCACCUAAAUUGGGUCGCCAUGCCUACAGAAUUUCGACCGUACCUGCGGAUGUUCCUUCCAACUACCCUUGAAUCUCUAUCGUACAUCAUCGGCCCGCUCUCCGGGCGCAAGGGAGAUGCUUCCAUGCUCGCAGCUAUCGGCACUUUCUGUCCGGACCUCAAGAAAAUUACUGUCGGCUUCUCCAAUGAUGUCGAAGGAGGAACGGAUGCCUUCUCAAGAUCUGUCCUCUGUUGGAAGAGGUUGACUGUGUUACACUGCAGGGAAAUGACUGACGAGGCGCUCGUUCAUAUUGCCAGGUUACCAACACUGCAGGGCCUAUCUAUCACGCUAUACUCCACGGCAUCCUUCGCCGACACAAGGUCUCAGGUUGAUGGUAUCCCAUUUGGGAACGUAACAACUCUCAAAGUCAUCGCACUGAACUUGAAAGUGUUUAUUGCGUUUACCACUGAGAUGGCGCUGUCUCUUGUAGAUGUCGAAUUGUGGAUCACAGACAAUGAUUGCUCGGAAAGUGCCAAGGAGUCUUUCGAUGAAAUUGCAAAAGGAAACCGCUCACUGUGUAACCUGAGGAUACUCAGCUGCCGCGACCAGGACGUACUCAUCCCGCCAGACUACUCCCACGUCAUCCGGGGACGUACUGCUACUAUCUCAACUUUCCAACCGCUGUUCAAAUUCCACCAAUUGCGCGUCCUUGACGUGACCUUCUGCUGUUCAAUGGUGCUCAGCGAUUUUGACAUCAUGGUGCUCGCGUAUUCAUUUCCCCUAAUCGAAGUUCUACUCCUCAACGCCAACUACGGAUGGGAGUCUCCGUCCCCCAUUACAUUUGUCGGUAUCCUUUCUGUGAUUAGACUCUGCCCGAAACUGCAGAAACUCGGCAUCGAAUUUGAUGCUACAGCAACGGAUCCCAUAAUCACAUGUCCCUCGCCCAAAACGUCACAAGAGAGCACUCCGGUACUCAUAAUGCCCAAAGCCACAGACUUGAAAGCAUUCUACGUUGGGAACUCGCCAAUCAAAGACGCAUUUCUCGUAGGAAGAUAUCUGUCUAUCCUCAUGCCUAAUCUCGAUAGGAUAUACGGAUGGAAACCCCGCCAUAUGCGCAAUGACGAUCCAGGUUGGGUAAGGGAUCGGAGGCGAUUCAUGCGGCGAUGGGCCAAUGCCGAGCUCGUAGUUCGUCGACUCCGCUCAAGAGAUAUCGCGAAUGCAGACCCUGACGACCAAACUCUUGUCGAAUUGAUGGCAAUAGUUAAUACAGAUGUCAGUGAGGAAUAA
This is a messenger RNA of Coniophora puteana RWD-64-598 SS2, 1701 nucleotides long. RefSeq lists its product as uncharacterized. The record is from RefSeq and is a predicted model, not a curated record. NCBI's taxonomy places the organism in Eukaryota, Fungi, Basidiomycota, Agaricomycetes, Boletales, Coniophoraceae. The transcript has 3 exons. Bases 1 to 1701 code for a protein of 566 amino acids.